This is a messenger RNA of Prunus armeniaca (apricot), 273 nucleotides long. The record is from the annotation of a GenBank genome assembly. Lineage: Eukaryota; Viridiplantae; Streptophyta; Magnoliopsida; Rosales; Rosaceae.
AUGGAUGAAGGGUACCAAGCUGAAUGGAGCAUAUUUCUUUUAGCAUGCAAUGUAUUGCACGAAACAAGGACUAGCUACAUUUUAGUUCAGUUUGGACAAGGGUACUAUAAUUUGAUGCACCCUUUUCUGCUCAGUACGGGUAUGGCACCAUUAUCGUCUGAUGUUGGGGAUUUUGCUGGACACAAGGAUACUUCCAAGAUUGUAGGACAAACUCUACUUAUAUCUUCUUACAAUCACCAAUAUCAUCCAGUUAUGCUGGAUAUGUACUUGUAA